CCUUCCUCUCCUCCCGCGCUCGCUGACAUCACUUCCCCCCCACACGCAGAAAACAUGGCGGCCACCUGUCUGUCAGAUUCGGUGAGUCCAGUGCCCAGAAAUGUUGUCAUCAAGACCGAGCCAGAAGCCGAAGGCGGUUUGCUCCUCGGCCCGGAUGGAGCGCCGGUUAAGCGGGACCCCGUCGUCUCGCUCAUGGCGCCGGUCAGCGGGCUGCAGCCGCUCGCCUGGUCGCAGGAUCACCGCUUGGCCGUAUGCACCACCAGCUCCCUGUCGCUGAUGGAGCUGGUGUGCGAUGUCCACAGCAAUAAACAGGACCUGACGCUGCACAGGACCUCCAUCCCCGUCCCGACCGAAGCCUACAGACUGCGGGUGGGAUCAUCAGCGGAGCAAGCCCAAGUCAUGGAGAAGUUCUGUACACAUCCGGACCCCACUGUAAGGCAAGUUUUUCUGGCCGACAGAGUGAUGAACCCAUCAGUAGGAGUGCACAAAGGAAUAAAGUAUGCCAGUUGGUCUCCGUUAGGUUGUGACUCUAGUGGACGUUGUUUGCUUGCUUGCCUAACACUUGACCAUAGGCUUACUAUUCAUAACAGCCACAAGCGUCUCGAGUGGGACAUGCUAGUCGAUCUCACCAAAAAGUACAGUGAGAGGCUAAAGGAGCGAGGCUACGCCAAAAAAGACAACAAGCCACCGCAGGCAAACCUACUGGACUUUGAUGAGCUGCAGCGGCGUUUUCGUAUGCAAACGCCUCUGAGAAUGGAGUGGUCGAGCGUGUACACGACCAAACAGGUUCAGCCGGACAACACAUGCAUAGACCUGGAGAUGGUCCUCCUGGCUGUCUUAAUGGAAAACGGUGACCUUGUUUUGUGGAAGUUUGUGUUGCCGUUUGUAAACGGGGCAGACGUCGUGUUUUAUGACACCAUCGAAUCAGGUGUGGCUAGACCCAGUGACUUAGCUUGGUGGGAGUAUGAAAACGCAGAUCGCCGGAUGAGUGGCCUGAUCGUCGGCAGUGAGGUGGGACCCGUCAAGAUCAUGCCAGUCAGCCUGUCGGGAGUGAAGGGCUACUUCACCCUCCGACAUCCUGUCAUCCUCUGGAAGGAGUGCGACGAGAUCGCUGUGGAAAACAUCAAAUGCGUCCCGAUGAUCCACCCGAUCCAUAAAUCCAGCUGCAGCCUCAUCGUCGCCUCACGUGGCUGCUACGUCUUUUGGUGUUUGCUCAUGAUUUCACCGGCCGGACUAAAUGUACACAACUCUCACGUGGCGGGGCUUCACUCGCUCCCGGUGGUCUCGCUAGCGGUCAGCCAGCAUGGCGUUGCAGUGUACACGUGUUCCCUAGAUGGGUGGAUAAAAAAGCUGACGCCAACAUUUACUGAGAAUACUUUGAUUUUCAAACAAGAGGACAUGCUGCGCCCUGAAAACCUAACAGGGAGGCGGAUUCACGGGAUUGCGGUUAGCCGCAACGGAGCGUAUAUUGCAAUGGUCAGCACGCAAGGUAUGGUGGACAGCUACCAUCCAGUUAACAGGACCUACCAGGUUCACUUUGUGACCUUGAAAACGCCCGAAACAGCAGCAGCGCUGUUGCUCAAGUCUCCCACACAGAACUUGUACAAAAUGGCUGACCUGCUUGAUCUUGUGAGGUGGCAAAUUUUGAAAAACAAGUGCAUCCCUGCGACACUGCAGGAAAAGCUUGAUCAAAGGAUCCAGGAAGUAGACUCACCCUAUUUGUGGCGUUUCAAGCUAUUUUUGGUACGUAUUCUUUACCAGUCACUGCAGUCCCCUCCUACAGAUCAUCGCUGGAAACCUACACAGGAGGGGAGCAAGGUGUUUGUGAGGGACGCGGAGGAGGAGGACGGCGAGGACGAAGAAGAUGCUACACAGGAGGAAGGCGAGCCUGGUGGAGUGAAACAGGAGAAGGAGGAGAAUCAGGAGGAGCAGAUGGCGGAGGUGCAGGCUUGGAUUAAUGCUGUAGAGACCCACCUGAUGAGAGAAAACAUGAAGAAGGUUCUGGGAGUGGUGUACCUCAACACCUGGAUUGCUCAGAACACCAGCAUACCAACCUGCGGCCUGGUGGAGUACCUCGCCAAAGACACUAACGACAGAGCUUCAGAGGUCCUGAUUGGCCACAUCAAGAACAAGAUGAACAAGCAGACAUUCUCAGAGCGAUGCAGCCUGUGUCAGGCCGUGCUGCCCUUCACGGACCACAAACAAGCGAUCUGUAAAAACGGUCACAUGUGGCUCAGGUGUGUGUUGUCAUACCAGGCCUGCCAGACGCUGACGUUCAGACGUUGCCUCCUGCUGGAUACCAUUGCCAGACUGCCAAAGCCUGAGGAUCCAGAGUGGAUAAAGAAGAUACUGCAAGCGCCCUGCACGCUCUGCGACUCGCCAAUGAUCUAGAGCUGAACGAACAGAGGAACUUCAGGGCUUCCCUGCGACCUUCAGAGCCUCCCACUCUGAUGCCGGGUCCAAUUUUGUCAGACAUCACUGCUACAAUUUUUUAUUUCAUGUAUUUUGUUCACCUUUUUAUUACUUUAUUUUGGUAUCUUAAAAGUGCAAAUAAAAGGCUUUGAUUAUA
This is a messenger RNA of Xiphias gladius (swordfish), 2569 nucleotides long. RefSeq names its product general transcription factor IIIC, polypeptide 4 (gene gtf3c4). Gene Ontology annotation, cellular component: transcription factor TFIIIC complex. NCBI's taxonomy places the organism in Eukaryota, Metazoa, Chordata, Actinopteri, Istiophoriformes, Xiphiidae. The coding region runs from base 55 to 2391 and encodes 778 amino acids. Gene Ontology annotation, molecular function: histone acetyltransferase activity; protein binding. The record is from RefSeq and is a predicted model, not a curated record. The transcript has 5 exons. Gene Ontology annotation, biological process: transcription initiation at RNA polymerase III promoter.